AGCCUCCACUUUUCCCCGUUUGGAAAUCAUGAAUUAAUCCUGUGGAAAACUCCUGAAACGGAUCUAUAAAACCCUUGAUAUCUCAAAUGAACUUCCCCUCAACAAAUAUUGGAAAGCUUGUUGAUGAUCAUCAACUCGAUCACAACCAUGCAGUCGAACACGACCACCAUCAAAACUUCAUCGGACGGAGCCUGGCAAGGUGAUAAUCCACUAAACUACGCCUUCCCGUUGUUAAUCAUUCAAACCACUUUAGUCCUCUUUGUCAGCCGCUCCCUCGCCUUCCUCCUCAAACCUCUCCGCCAACCGAAAGUCAUUGCCGAGAUAAUGGGUGGGAUUUUGCUCGGACCCUCCGGACUUGGACGGAACAAGCAAUUCUUGCACCUAGUUUUCCCUGCAUGGAGCACUCCAAUACUCGAAUCAGUGGCAAGUAUCGGCCUUCUCUUCUUUCUAUUCCUUGUGGGUCUCGAACUCGACCUGAGCUCCAUUCGACGCAGCGGCAAACCGGCUUUCACCAUAGCGCUUGCCGGAAUCUCCCUCCCAUUCCUCUUCAGCGCCGGAGUCACAUUCCUCCUCCGCAAAGCUGUCCAUGACGAGGAAGGAGUCGGCUACGCCCAGCUCCUCAUGUUCAUAGGCGUAGCUCUAUCCAUAACCGCGUUUCCCGUCCUCGCACGCAUUCUCGCAGAACUCAAACUCCUAACGACCCAAGUAGGCGAGACCGCUAUGGCCGCCGCGGCCUUCAACGACGUCGCUGCAUGGGUUUUGCUGGCCCCGGCAGUGGCCCUCGCUGGCGGAGGCCACAAGAGUCCUUUAGUGUCCGUUUGGAUUCUCAUCUCCGGCGUUGCCUUCGUCGCUUUCAUGCUGCUUCUCGUCAGGCCCGUGAUGAAGAGGGUUGCGCGCCAGUGUUCGCCGGGGGACGAAUUUCCUGGCGAAGCCCGCGUUUGCUUGAUCUUAGCCGGGGUAAUGAUAUCCGGGUUUAUGACUGACUUUAUAGGGAUACAUGCAAUCUUCGGAGCGUUUGUUUUCGGGUUGACGAUUCCAAAAGGUGGUGAAUUUGCCGCGAGAGUGACAAAAAGGAUCGAGUAUUUCGUUUCCGGUUUGCUUCUUCCGCUCUACUUUGCGUCCAGUGGGCUGAAGACCGAUGUGGCUAAAAUUCGAGGGGCGGAAGCGUGGGGUCUGUUGGUGCUUGUGAUAUCGACGGCGUGCGCGGGGAAGAUUUUGGGGACGUUUGUGGUGGCGGUGCUCUGCAUGAUUCCGGUGAGGGAGUCUUUGGCGCUGGCCGUUCUGAUGAAUACUAAAGGGUUGGUCGAGCUUAUUGUUCUCAAUAUUGGCAAGGAGAAGAAGGUUAUUAACGACGAGAUGUUUGCUGUAUUAGUCCUCAUGGCACUAUUUACUACCUUCAUGACAACUCCGACAGUGAUGGCCAUAUACAAACCUUCGCGUGCCAUUGGUUCUCAAGCUAAUCGCCGAUUGCCUCUCGCAGAAAACUCACAAGAUGAGCUUCGUAUCCUUGCAUGUGUCCACACAACCGAGAAUGUACCGUCGCUCAUCAGCCUCGUCGAUUCGAUUCGUAGCCCUAAAAGAUCCCCAUCACUAAAACUCUACGUCAUGCAUCUUGUUGAGCUGACUGAUCGCACAUCCUCGAUCAUGAUGGCUCGACGCACUCGAAAGAACGGCUUUCCCUUCAUAAAUCGCUUCCACCAAGGUGCCGGCCGACAAGACCCAAUCGCCGAUGCAUUUGAGGCCUACGGCCAAGAAAGCCGCGUCAACAUCCGCCACUCAACGGCUAUCUCGUCGUUGGCCACGAUGCAAGACGACAUCUGCCACAUAGCGCAAGAAAAAAGAGUGGCAAUGAUCAUUUUGCCUUUCCACAAACAGUGGAGUAACGGAGAUGAUCAGAGCGAGGAAGCUACGGAGAAUGUAAACCACGGUUGGAGAGUGGUCAAUCAGAGGGUGCUACAGACUGCACCGUGCUCGGUGGCGGUGCUCGUCGACCGUAGAUUUAGCGGCAGGUCUGAGGAGGCAGGGCCGAGCACCGCCAUAGCUAAAACAGUUUGUAUUGUGCUUUUCGGUGGACCUGACGAUCACGAGGCACUGGAGUUGGGAGGAAGGAUGGCAGAAAAUCCAGCAGUAAAGCUGACCAUUCUGAGGUUCCUGGAAAAAGCUGAGGACGAGGAGGAGGAGGAGAGUAUGGAGAAGCGCUAUGGCUGCUCAACCGUCCCGAUGAACGACAAGAUCAGAGACAAGGAGCUGGAUGAGAUUGCAAUGACCAUAAGGAGGAGGAAUCAAUCAGUGAAGUACGAAGAAAAGGUCUUGGGCGACAUCAAAGAGGGAGUGCUAAAAAUAGGGCAGAGUAGGGAGUACGAGUUGGUAAUCGUGGGAAAGAGACAGAUCGUAUCAAAACAUAGGACAGAGCUACCCGCCGACCAGAUCGCGGAUGUUGAGUUGGGACCUGCCGGAGACAUUUUUGCAUCGUCGGGCUGCAGCAUAUUGCCUUCGGUGCUGGUGAUACAACAACAGCAAAUACUAGGUCCAAAUGCAAACAAGAAUACUGCUUCGGAGAUGGUCCAGGACAUGGAAGUGACAACAAUUGAUGCUCCGAGCACGGACAACGAGCCGGAUGUGUGAUCGAUCUGAAGGAGUUUGGACCGCUUGAUCAGUAUGUACUUGAUUUAGGUCUUGUCAAAAAGUCCAGGUUUGACAGGAUUCUCGUUCCUUCGAACAUUCUUUGUUGAGUCCCUAUGUUUGUUUAGUCCCUAUGUCUUGAACCUUUUCUUUUGUUGAGUAUCGAUCUGAAGGAGUUUGGACCGCUUGAUCAGUAUGUACUUGAUCUAGGUCUUGUCAAAAAGUCCAGGUCUGAUAGGAUUCUCGUUCCUUCGAACCUUCUUUAUUGAGUCCCUAUGUUUGUUUAGUCUCUAUGUCUUGAACCUUUUCUUUUGUUGAGUUCUUAUGCUUUGAUUGUUUAAUUUCUGUAAGAUAUAAUGUUUUUCAUUAAUUGUUUAAUAGUAAACUUAAUCCAA
Alnus glutinosa is the source of this 3017-nucleotide messenger RNA. RefSeq names its product cation/H(+) antiporter 20-like. Gene Ontology annotation, biological process: regulation of pH; proton transmembrane transport. The record is from RefSeq and is a predicted model, not a curated record. Lineage: Eukaryota; Viridiplantae; Streptophyta; Magnoliopsida; Fagales; Betulaceae. Gene Ontology annotation, cellular component: endomembrane system; membrane. The transcript is spliced from 4 exons. Bases 124 to 2625 code for a protein of 833 amino acids. Gene Ontology annotation, molecular function: antiporter activity.